ACCCCACGAGAGCCCAGCUCUCACAACAGAGCAGGCUGAGCGAAUUAAACACAGCAACAAGGGAGACCAGAACCCCGUCCUUCCCCCCAGCAAAGCCUCUAGAUUAUGCUCUAAAUCUAGCACCUAUUUGCUCUCCAAGCAGGGAUUAAUCACCCCCUCCCCCAGCUCAGCUGUGUUUCUGUUUGCUGUGCUGCUUCCCCUGUUACUUUACUGAGCUGAGCACAAGCUGGGGUCUGAGGCUGAGUGUGCAGCCAUGAUGAGACGCAGUGAGAGCAGAGAGCAAGCAGGCCUGGGGAAUGCUAAGAGAACUGAACCCUGUCAGAGAGUGGUCUGGAGCCUUCGUUAUUUUCCAUUUCUCUGCUGAGAACCCAGUCUGGCCAGAGGAAGAAGCAAGGAAACACCUGGAGAGGUUUCUGCUCAGUACCUGAAGAAUCCAUGAACAAACAGAAGCAGCAUCAUACAAAAUACAUUGAACUGCAGGGAACAGCCUCAGAAAGACAUGAUGAGGAUGGUAUCAGAGGGGUAGCCGUGUUAGUCUGGAUCUGUAAAAGCAGCAAAGAGUCCUGUAGCACCUUAUAGACUAACAGACGUUUUGGAGCAUGAGCUUUCAUGGGUGAAUAACCACUUUGUCGGAUGAUGAGGAUGGUUUCCAGGGCUGUGAUAAUGGGCCAGGCUGCAGGACCUGGUGAAAUCUGAAACCAAAGAAGAACCUAGGAGAUAAAUCCACUCCUGGUGAAAGAAGACCCAGCACCCUCGCCGAUAUUAGACUAUGGAGACUAUAUGAGGUGGGGAGAGACUCCCAGAGCAGAAUCUUCAUAAUGCAGCCCCUGCUAGACAGGAACCCUAUGUGUCUGUACAGCUCCUAGCACAAUGGGGCCCUGACCAGGUUAAGGCCCCUAGGUGCUAUCACAGUAUCAGUGUUAAAUACUAAUACUAGAAAUACCUUUCCUGGGCCAUAAGCUGGAGGGGAAGGAAGAUGCUCAAAGCCCCGCAGAGCCCUGACCCGGACGACAGGCCGUACAAGUGCACCGAGUGCGAGAAGUGCUUCCGGCAGAAGAAGAUCCUCAAAGCGCACCAGAGCAUCCACACCGGAGAGAAACCGCACACGUGCGCCGAGUGCGGAAAGAGCUUCCGGCAGAAGAACAACCUCCGGAAGCACCAGUGGAUCCACACCGGCCAGACACCCCACCAGUGCGCCGAGUGCGGGAAGCGCUUCAGCGAGAAGCAGCGCCUGCGGAAGCACCAGAAGACGCACACGGGGGAGACGCCGUAUGCCUGCGCCGAGUGCGGCACGCGCUUCAGCCACAAGCAUAACCUGAAAACUCACCAGCGGGUGCACACCGGCGAGACGCCCUACAAGUGCCCCGAGUGCGAGAAAGGCUUCAAGCAGCAGAACCACCUCAUCAGCCACCUGCGCACCCACCGGGAGGCGAAGCUCCACAGGUGCACCCAGUGUGACAGGUUCUUCAGGAAGAAGGCCAACCUGCUGAAGCACCAGGAGAGCCACGCGGGGGACAGGCCCUACCACUGCAAGGACUGCGGGAAGACCUUCAAGCAGAACAACCACCUGGUGAGUCACCAGAGGACCCACGCCGCAGGCAGCCUCUACAUAUGCACUGAGUGUGGGAAGAGCUACAGCCAGUGGGCGCAUCUCACCGCUCACGAGCGGGCCCACGCCGGGGAGGGCCGGCUGACCUGCAGCGAGUGCCGGUGAGGGCUGCGCACACACAGUCUCAGAACACACGGAGGAGAGGCCAUCAGUAGGACUGAGCGUGGUACAGCUUCAUGGAGCAGAUGACUAAGAAAAGACCCGGAAAAUCAACACUUCACCCAUUUAGAUGAGAUGCUUUUGUUCUGAGUUCGUACAAUGCCCACCACAGUGAGCUCUGGUCCAUAGCUAGGGUCAUAGGCACUGCGGUAAUACAAAUAAUAAAUCAUAAUAUACACAGCGGUGAAUAGGAAAGCUUCACUGUGAAACCAAUAGGAUGGUACGUGGCAGAGAAUCAUCCACGCAGGAGAGGGACUCUAUAGGUGUGAUAAUUACUAGACAAUUUCAGCAAUAAAUCUAAUCUUAGUAGGACAGAUGACUCUCCAGAGGAGAGAUGCUAUGUGCAUUAUGUGGAAAUCAGAGUAGCAAGAAGUGUGCUGUUAGACUAGAUCCAUGGAGUUGGACAGAGUGUCACUAAUGAGGCCUCUGUGCCCCUGCAGAUUGCUGGCAGGGAGAAUGAGUAUUGUUUUGUUAAGUAUUUCUGCACAGUGCAUCAUGAGACAAGAUGGCUACAUGCGGCAUUGUAUGUAGUUACAUGAUGGUCAUUUUGUUAUUGUCAGAAUAACCAUCAGGUUUACACACAAUUGUUGAUCGGUUUUCCAGUUAACAGCCUCUGUUUUCCUUUCUUGUUUAUUCAGGAGUUUCUUGGUUUGCCCCAGUAUGUUUCCAUUUGCAUGACUUUCCAGCCCAUCCUUUUAAAAUCACAGCGUCUGUUCCCCAUGGAUAAAGUUCUGCCUUCUGUUUUUCCCUCAAAGAUACUGAAUUCAAUUCCUUGUGGUGUCUGUUUUAUGGAAAAACAAGGGGAAUGAGUGAAAAUUGCAAACAUGAGAUUCUGCAGAGACCAACGUAUUAUGUGCCUAGUUCACCCCACUGGAACAUGGAUCAGUGCUGCACAGGUCGAGAUCCAAUCAGGGAAUUCUUGUUAUCCAGAAGUCUGGGCUUCUGGUGAGACAUGGUCUAUGAUGGACACAGCUAUGACAUGAUGUGGCUUCUCCUGUCUUUCUAGGCCCUGAUCCCGGGAACAUGCUCAUGUUUAACCUUCAGCACAUGAGCUGCCCCUUUGAAGUCAGUGGGACGAUUCACCGGCUUAAAGCCAAGCACUUGUGUAAGUGUUUGAAGGAUCAGGGCUCUAAUUUGUAAAUAUAUUUUUUCCUUUCUGAGACUAGAAGCCAAAUUUGAGCCUGGGAAGGGGAACAGAAACAAAGGGGUGAAUUUUUAACUGUCCUAGCAAAGAACAGGGUGAACAAUAGUUGGAGGUGAGUCAUUUAAACUCAAGGGCUAUUAAAGGGCUCAUUGAGCUGUAGCUAUUGCAGAACAAUCCCAGCAUCAGAGAAAAGAUUAAUCAAUUUUUAGGGCAAUAGGGACCAUUCAACCAUCCAGUUGCUGAGAGAAUUUCACCCAGUUACCCUUGUCCUGAGCCCACGCAUGUUUUCAAGGAAGACAGACCAUCCUGAUUUGAAGUAUCAAAGAAUAGUGAAACCACCACUUCUCUGGGUAACUUGUUCUAGUGUUAAAAAUUUGUGUCUCAUUUCUCAUUUGAAUUUGUCUGGCCUCUGCUUCCAGCCAUUAGUUCUUGUGACGACUUUCUCUGUUGGAUUAAAGAGCCCACUAGUACCCGGUAUUUUCUCCCCAGUAAGGUAUUUCCAGGCUGUAACCACGUCAGCUGUCCGUCUUCUUUGUGAUAAAUUAAACAGACUGAGCUCCUUAACGCUCUUGUGAGAAGGCAUUUUCUCCAGCUCCUGAGAACCAUUUUUAUGGUUCGUUUCUGCACCAUCUCCAAUCCUUUUUAAAAUGUCAGUACCAAAAUUGGACACACUAUUCCAGCACCGGUCUCACCGAUGCUGUGAACAGAGGUAAAAAUUACCUCUCGACUUCUACUCACUGCUCCCCUGUUUAUCGAAGGAUCACAAUCAUCCCUUUUGUUUGCCACAGCA
Molecule: messenger RNA, 3702 nt
Organism: Gopherus evgoodei (Goodes thornscrub tortoise)
Lineage: Eukaryota; Metazoa; Chordata; Testudines; Testudinidae
Product: gastrula zinc finger protein XlCGF8.2DB-like
Exons: 4
Coding region: 977-1714 (245 amino acids)
Source: RefSeq, a predicted model, not a curated record